Molecule: messenger RNA, 869 nt
Organism: Trametes versicolor FP-101664 SS1
Lineage: Eukaryota; Fungi; Basidiomycota; Agaricomycetes; Polyporales; Polyporaceae
Product: DNA-directed RNA polymerase I kDa polypeptide
Exons: 6
Coding region: 1-381 (126 amino acids)
Biological process (GO): termination of RNA polymerase I transcription; DNA-templated transcription
Cellular component (GO): RNA polymerase I complex
Molecular function (GO): zinc ion binding; nucleic acid binding; DNA-directed RNA polymerase activity
Source: RefSeq, a predicted model, not a curated record
AUGUCUCGCCACGCCGACAAGAUUGGAUCAUUGCUGUUCUGCCCCGAUUGCGGCACCUUGCUCAAUCUGCCGCAGGACGGCCAAUUUCAGGUUACUUGCGAGCAGUGCGCCCAUGUCGAGCCUGCAAGCUCCUAUGAAAACAUCGAGAUUAUCACCAAGUCCCAUCCAGACGCAUUCCCCUCCGCCCUUAGACAGAAGCGGAAGACUCAGACGAAGGAGCACGCCGCAAACGAGGACUUGCUCAAGGUAACUGAAAAGUGCCCCGAGUGCGGACACAUGGAGGCGUAUUCCAAGGAAGCACAGCUGCGGAGCGCAGACGAGGGCUCGACCAUCUUCUAUACCUGCGUCAAAUGCAAGUUCGGCUGGCGCGUCAACAACUAGCGUGCUCCCUGCAUGGUUUUAUCGCACGCCUCGCGUGUGGGCGCAGCACGGAGUGUAUGGGAUUGCUACAAGUAGACACCAGCGUUGCAGAACAUGGCCACGACGCCGAACCCGCCAAGGAGGGACGCGGUGGACGCCACGGCGAGCUCGCGCACGGGAAUUUUGUCCUUCGGGAGUCUGUGGGCGGUGUGCAUGAGCAUGAGGGCAGAGAAUGGCAUACGUGGAGGACUGACGUGGAGAAGUAGAAGGCGAGGGCAAAGGUGGCACCGAGGAGGACGAAGGCGAUGUAGGGGAGGAGGCCGACGGGGAUCAAAGGAGAGAAGGGCGGCGUGGCCUUGUGCAGCGCCUGUGUGUAGCGUAGAGUGAGCAGGAGAAUCACAGGGAACAAGAGAGGAUGCGUGCCUGUAUGCUGGCGUAGUCUGCCAUGGCGGUCGGAGUGGAGGAGGAGCGUGCUGCGCCUGAAUGAGGAGGAGGCGGCCCAGUCUGAC